Molecule: messenger RNA, 1144 nt
Organism: Ostrinia furnacalis (Asian corn borer)
Lineage: Eukaryota; Metazoa; Arthropoda; Insecta; Lepidoptera; Crambidae
Exons: 2
Coding region: 95-625 (176 amino acids)
Source: RefSeq, a predicted model, not a curated record
ACUACGCCGGGAGUUCUCGCGCACUCCGCACGUUCGUUAUAUCGUUGUAUUUACUCGUACUCGUAUUGUUCGAAGUGAAAAGUUUCGUGAAAGAAUGGUGUUGGCGGACUUCUUGACUGAGACCAGAAGGCGGUGGUUAAAGGCCUUCAAACUCUUCAAGAGGAGCAGAUCCCGCAAGGGCACUCGUAACCGGGUGUCACCAGCCCUAGUGCGGUCCCCUUCCUACAGCGGGACCGUCGACGCUCGCUCCGAGAUCGACCUGCAGCGUUUCUGCGCUUGCCGCGCCUCGCUGCCCCCUCUCAGCUUAGCCCAGGAGUCCUUCGAGAACACAUCUUAUUAUAGCAGCUACAACAGCUACAGUUCUCGCAACGAAUCCGAAGACUCCAACUUCGAUGGCGCUAGAUCUGAUUCAGCAUAUGACUCGGCUAGAAGCAGCCCAUCAAAUCACCGAGCGCCAGUCUGCUACGCCACAGUUACGUAUUUCAACGUUAAUGACAGUGAGGACAGCAGCAGCAUCAGGACAGAAUACACGCUGUUGGACUACGAGGCUGAUGAUGAUGAGCCCGAGGACGAGAGGACGCAGAACAUGAUCAACGAAAGCAUCGAGCUCGUUAGUACGUUAUGAAUUGAGAGCGAGGAAAGUACGCGUUUAGAAUCUAUCUAGGUAUGAUGUGAAGAAUUUUCCCUUUUCUUCUACUUACGGAUUGACUGGCUGGGAGAUCUUGUGAAUGUUAACCUGGAUCAGGGUUAUGAUAGGUGUUUCUAAGUAGGUACUCUUUGUUUUAAGUUCUUCGAUAGAAACUUUAUUGUGUGUUAGAAGAGUGAAAACACCAAAAAUUGCAAACAAUUUCUCGCUUGUUGAAACUAUAAAUUAAGUACUUAGAACUAAACAAUCAGGGUUUUCCCUGUUUUCAACAUUGAUUAUUAUCAAAGUUCAAAACUAUUCAUACUUCAUAAUUUGUUUGGGCUUUCGGGUGGUUUCUAUCUAGUAUGUUGGGAAAAUUAAUAUUUGUUUUAGUUCUAAUAUUUAUUGGUUUACCUACUUGUUUUACAAUUAAACUUUUGAUGAGCGAGAGUGAGAGACUUAGUAAUAUGGUUUCAGAAAAACAGAAAAACAAGAGCCAAUUUAAUAUUAUUGUAUAUU